CUCCGACUCAACAGUAUUAAAAAGUUGUCAACAAUUGCCCUGGCACUUGGAGUAGAAAGGACUCGAACCGAACUGCUGCCCUUCCUUACAGAUACAAUUUAUGAUGAAGAUGAAGUGUUGUUAGCUCUUGCUGAGCAACUGGGAAAUUUCACUGGCCUGGUGGGAGGUCCUGACUUUGCCCACUGUCUGCUGCCUCCUUUGGAAAGUCUGGCGACUGUGGAAGAGACCGUUGUUCGAGACAAGGCUGUGGAAUCCCUGAGGCAGAUCUCCCAGGAGCACACUCCUAUUGCUCUGGAAGCUCAUUUUGUCCCUCUGGUGAAACGCCUGGCGAGUGGGGAUUGGUUUACCUCUCGCACAUCUGCAUGUGGUUUGUUCAGCGUUUGCUAUCCCAGGGCUUCAAAUGAUGUCAAGGCAGAAAUUAGACAGCAUUUCCGUUCCUUGUGCUCAGAUGAUACACCAAUGGUACGACGAGCGGCUGCUUCCAAAUUGGGUGAAUUUGCAAAAGUUUUGGAAUUAGACAGCGUGAAAACUGAAAUUGUCCCUUUGUUCACUACUCUAGCUUCAGAUGAACAGGACUCAGUGCGCCUCCUAGCUGUGGAAGCUUGUGUCAGUAUUGCCCAGUUGUUGUCUCAGGAAGAUCUUGAGGUCUUGGUAAUGCCUACCCUUCGACAAGCAGCUGAAGAUAAAUCUUGGCGAGUUCGCUAUAUGGUAGCUGACAAGUUUUCAGAGCUCCAGAAAGCAGUGGGUCCUAAAAUCACCCUAAAUGACCUCAUCCCCGCAUUUCAGAACCUACUUAAAGAUUGUGAAGCUGAAGUCCGAGCAGCUGCUGCUCACAAAGUAAAAGAACUUUGUGAGAACUUGCCUACUGAAGAUAGAGAGACUGUAAUUAUGAAUCAGAUUUUGCCAUAUAUAAAGGAAUUAGUAUCUGAUACCAACCAACAUGUCAAAACAGCUCUAGCUUCUGUAAUUAUGGGAUUAUCUACCAUUUUGGGCAAAGAGAAUACUAUUGAACAUCUUCUACCUCUUUUUUUAGCUCAGUUAAAGGAUGAGUGUCCUGAAGUUCGUUUGAAUAUCAUCUCCAAUUUGGAUUGUGUUAAUGAAGUCAUUGGAAUCCGUCAACUCUCUCAGUCUCUCCUUCCUGCCAUAGUGGAACUGGCUGAAGACGCCAAGUGGCGGGUGCGGCUGGCUAUUAUUGAGUAUAUGCCACUGCUGGCGGGCCAGCUGGGUAUGGAAUUUUUUGAUGAAAAACUGAAUUCCUUAUGCAUGGCCUGGCUUGUAGACCAUGUGUAUGCCAUCCGAGAAGCUGCCACCAGCAACCUCAUGAAGUUAGUUCAGAAGUUUGGUACAGAGUGGGCUGAAAAUACCAUAGUCCCCAAAGUGCUGGUAAUGGCAAAUGAUCCUAAUUACUUGCAUAGAAUGACCACUUUGUUCUGCAUUAAUGCACUCUCUGAAGCCUGUGGUCAGGAAAUAACCACUAAGCAAAUGCUGCCCAUCGUAUUAAAAAUGGCAGGAGACCAAGUAGCAAAUGUUCGUUUCAAUGUGGCCAAAUCUCUUCAAAAAAUAGGGCCUCUUCUAGACACUGAUGCUUUGCAAGGGGAAGUUAAACCGGUACUGCAGAAGCUAGGCCAGGAUGAAGACAUGGAUGUCAAAUAUUUUGCACAAGAAGCUAUAAGUGUGGUGGCACAGAGGCUGAGGAAGCUAGAUUUCCCUGUGAAGGACAGUGAAGAGCCCUGCACCUCGGGGCCUGACAAGAACCACUUUCUGAGACCUGGAAUGGCUGGAGAGGACACAGGGAAGUUUUUACCUUCGAUGUCUAGGCACAAAGAGACCGAGCGCCUUGGGUGGCUUCUGAGGAGACAGUAGAGGCAGCCCAGCCUCGGGGCACAAAUCCAGCCCAGGUCAGUCCCAGCCGGAGGCCCCCCAUGUCCCGGGACCGGUGCUGUCCGGUGGUCCUAGGACUUGUCUCUGGAGCAGUGACCUGUAUAUGAAUUUUCUGUAACCCAGUGGGGAGCUUACGUGUCACUGUGGACACAGGUUUAAUCCAGAGCAGAAAGGUUCUGAUCACGUGUGUCCGGUAACGGGCCCUGCCCCGUGGGUGCAGAACCCGCACGGGAGGCACCUUGCCCCUGCCUCCCGUGCUGCACAUCACAUCACAGGCCGCUCCCACACGCGCACUGCUGGGACUCGGCCCGUCACCGGGAGCUGCUGCUUCCCGCCAGCUUUCGGAUUCCGCCCCGUCACCUCGUCACUCUCCAGCUCAGACUUAGGGGUCCUUUCCCGGUUCUCACAGCCAGGCAGAGGGCCUCCUGAGCGUCCCUGCCUUAGGUACAGUGACCCCCCCAGUGCAGGGCAGGAGAGAGGCCACCAGGGUGCAGUUUAAACUCUUGGGAGUUCUUGAUUUCUGAGGAGGCAUUUUCUAGGAGGUACAAUCUGACCAGGGAAGCUGUGCUCUGGUCAGCUCUACCAGCCCUUCAGUCCCAGCUCCGGUCCUCCUGGUGGGCCCUCUUGCUUCCCACUCAGGGUUCUGGAGGGCUGCUGGUGUGGGGACCGUCCACCGCCCUGUUCCCAAGGUGGCAAAAGGGCAGUACUCAGGGUAAAGGUGGGGUUGGAGCAGCUCUUGGGAAGGAACGCUGUGCUAAGUGCUUUAUUUGCCUUACAGGGACCAGCAUUUCAGUUGCGUGUCAAUACUGGAGGCACAUUUGCCCGGCUGGAAACUGCAGAACUAGUGCAUUCCCCACAGCAAAGACCAACAC
Chinchilla lanigera (long-tailed chinchilla) is the source of this 2753-nucleotide messenger RNA. RefSeq names its product protein phosphatase 2, regulatory subunit A, beta (gene Ppp2r1b). The record is from RefSeq and is a predicted model, not a curated record. Gene Ontology annotation, molecular function: protein phosphatase regulator activity; protein binding. Gene Ontology annotation, biological process: protein dephosphorylation. NCBI's taxonomy places the organism in Eukaryota, Metazoa, Chordata, Mammalia, Rodentia, Chinchillidae. Gene Ontology annotation, cellular component: protein phosphatase type 2A complex; cytoplasm.